AUCGAGACAUUCGACCCCGCCAAUCCCGAGACCUGGGAGUCCUACGCGGAGCGGGUCGAGUUCUACCUAAGGGCCAACAAGGUCACCGACGCAGGCUCAAAGAGGGACGUUCUCCUGAGCAUCUGCGGGCCAGCCACGUUCGAGAUCGCCAAGGAUCUCUCGGCUCCCGCCCGCCUCACGGAGAAGUCCUACGAGGAGAUCAUCAGGCUCCUCACCGGCCAUUUCUCGCCACAGCCUUCGCGGGUGGCCCGUCGGUUCCUGUUCCACAGAAGAGACCAGGCCGUGGGGGAAUUGGCCGCCAAUUACCUGGCGGCUCUCCGCAAGAUCGCCGGGAACUGCAAAGUGGCAGUCCUCAUCGAAGGGAACCCCUGCCAAAUGGAGGUGGACUCAGGUUCCUCCAUUUCCCUCAUAGCGGAGGAGACCCUGAGGGAACUGUGCCCCCGGCAGCGGCUGCAACUACCGCCGGCGAACUUCAUACUCCGGGACUUUCAGAAGAACCCGGUGCAAGUUGCGGGGUGGGCGCGAGUGCAAGUCGAGAGGGGGUCCUUCUACGGGCCGCUGGACAUCCUGGUGGUAAAGCGCCAACUUGCCACCCUGCUAGGGCUGGAUUGGUUCAAACCCUUGGGAAUACGCGUGGAGGGGGUGGGGCAAACCUUAACGCCCAGCGGGUUCGGGGAGAUUUGCAAAGAGUUCCCCGAAGUAUUCGACGGGUCCCUGGGAAGCUACAAGGGGCCGGCCAUCUCACUACCCCUAGACCCCACGGUCAGGCCGAUUCGGCUCAAGGCGAGGAGGGUCCCGUUCGCUUUAAAGCCAAAAAUAGAGGCCGAACUAGACCGCCUCACAGCCCAGGGAGUCCUGGAGCCUGUGGACUAUGCCACCUGGGAGACCCCCAUCGUAACCCCCAUCAAGCCAAACGGGGAGGUGCGGAUCUGUGCAGACUAUAAAUGCACGAUAAACAAGGCACUGCAGGAUAACCCCUACCCAGUGCCGGUGGUAAGCCACGUUCUGGCUGCCCUAGCGGGGUCCAAGAUCUUCGGGAAGCUGGACCUGGCACAGGCCUACCAACAGCUCCCGGUAGAUGCUAAGACGGCGGAAGCCCAAACGAUAGUGACACACAGGGGGGCCUUCAGGGUGAGGAGGCUCCAAUUCGGGGUUAGCGUCGCUCCCGGGAUCUUCCAGAGUAUAAUGGACGCUCUCCUGAAAGGGAUCCCGGGAGUUCAGCCGUUUUUUGAUGACGUGCUAGUCGCCGCCCCGGACCCCGAAGAAUUCGGCAACCGCCUAAGAGAGGUGCUCCGCCGGUUCCAGGCUGCGGGGCUCAAGGUCAAGAGGGAGAAGUGCCUGCUGGGGGUUCCGCGGGUGGAGUUCCUGGGGUUCGCCGUGGAUGCAGCGGGAAUCCACCCCACGGAAGAAAAGACACGGGCCAUCGUGCAAGCUCUGGCCCCCACCUGCAAAGCGGAGCUACAAAGCUUCUUGGGGGUCCUUAACUUUUAUCACUCAUUCCUCCCCCACAAGGCAGCCCUAGACGUUCUGGUGUCCAACGCGGUGCUCCACCAUUUUGACGAGGGCCUCCCCGUCAUCUUGGCUUGCGAUGCGUCGCCGUAUGGGGUGGGAGCAGUCCUGGGGCACCAACUCCCGGACGGGAGGGAGGUGCCGGUAGCGUACUACUCCCGCACACUGACACCGGCAGAGCGCAAUUACGCGCAAAUAGACAAGGAGGCUCUGGCGAUCGUGGCGGGGGUCCGCAAGUUCCAUGAGUAUCUGUACGGGCGGAGGUUCACCAUAGCCACGGACCACAAGCCCCUCUUAGGUCUGCUGGCCCCAGAUCGACAAACCCCCCAAAUCCUGUCACAGCGCGUGUUGAGGUGGAAUCAAUUCCUCAACUCCUACACCUACACACUGGUACACCGGGCCGGCAAGGCUAUGGGUCACGCUGACGUCAGGGGGGAAGAACUAGCGGCCCACAAGGGGUGCCUACUAUGGGGUAGUAGGGUGGUGAUUCCGCCCCCGCUGCAAAGACGCGUUCUAGAAUCCCUCCAUGAGACCCACCCUGGCAUAGUGCGUAUGAAGGCCCUGGCCAGAAGCUACGUCUGGUGGCCGGGAAUGGACGGGGAAAUAGAGAGUUGGGUCCGCAGGUGCCAGACGUGCCAGGAGUCGCGGCCCGAGCCUCCCAGCGCCCCCGCGACUAGGUGGGAGUCCACCAGGAAACCAUGGUCAAGACUCCACCUCGACUUCGCGGGGCCAUUCCAGGGGCAGAUCUUCAUGAUAAUUGUGGACGCCUACACCAAAUGGCUCGAGGUCAUCUCCGUAGGGUCCACCUCGUCCGCAGCCGCAAUCCGAGCAUUACGCAGGGUCUUAAGCACACACGGUAUCCCGGACACCAUAGUCUCGGACAACGGGACCGCUUUCACGUCCGCAGACUUCCAGGCGUUCCUCCAGCGAUACCUUAUUAGGCACAUAAGGUCGGCCCCCUUCCACCCAGCCACCAACGGUCAGGCAGAGCGGAUGGUCCGCACCACCAAGGAAGCCCUGGGCCGUAUUGUACAGGGAGACUGGGACCACCGAUUAGCGGCAUUCCUAUUCGACAAUAGGAUCACCCCCAACCCGGUCACCGGGGUUAGCCCGGCCGAGCUCCUCAUGGGACGA
Molecule: messenger RNA, 2643 nt
Organism: Heteronotia binoei (common prickly gecko)
Lineage: Eukaryota; Metazoa; Chordata; Lepidosauria; Squamata; Gekkonidae
Exons: 4
Biological process (GO): DNA integration
Molecular function (GO): nucleic acid binding
Source: RefSeq, a predicted model, not a curated record